UUAACUUCCUGGAGUUUAUAGCGUCAUAGGAGAUACAAAUUCUUUUUUUUUUUUUAAUGUUUGAAAUAGAUCUAGAUCGACAAUCACAAUGAGUUUCAAUGAAGAUCAUGAUCAAUAUUCUGGCAAGUCUGCCAUCUGCACACUCAUCUAGAUGAUUUAACCAGAGCUAAGUGUGACCUGGAUGUAGAGUCCAUGGUUUAGAACAAAAAAAAAAGUAACAAAUAACAAAAUGUCUACCAGUUUACUUAGUAAUCUUUCCAGAGGAUAUGGAACAUGGACAGGAGUAAUUGACAGUUAUAAAUUUCAAGAGGAAAACCUUCCAAGCAUUGAUUCUAGUCAAAUGUUACAUAGACAUGGAAUAACUCCAAGACCUCAUUCUGCCAUUUCUGCAGUAUCAGUUGCUGAUGGUGGACAUUUGGAUUUACCAAAAACAUAUUUAACACGCAAAGGUGCAUUAAUGUUAUUUACAGCUCCUGAUGAAGAGCCCAAAGAGUCCUUGAAAUAUGUUCAACCUAACAGAAAAAUAAAGAGACAUAAAAAUAUUAUUGAUCUAAGUUUAAAAUUAAAGACAUUAGAGAGACUUUCUUUAUCUAUUUUGCAGUUUGGUGAUAAGUCCUAUGAUAAGGAGUCUGCGAGCGUAAGUGAUAAAGAAAACAAUUUAUUUGUCAAUUUUCUCCAUGAUCUAAAUCAAAAAGAUGGCGAUCUACAUUCACAACCUGGUGCAGAUGUGAAAUUUUAUCUUAGAGACUUAAAACGCAGAGCUAGUUGCAGGUCUCACAGUGCCAAGGAAGCUUCAUUGUACAAAGCACGAUCUUCAGAACUACAGGAAAUUUUAGAUGAGUUAGAACAAGCUUGGCCUCACCACAAGGAACAAAGUUGUACUCCUCAUGGAGAAGAGUUCUUUCAUUCCCCCUCGCCUACGCCCAGCCUUGGCUCCACCAGGGCUCUGUCUCGACAUAGGAUCCUGUCUAGCAAAAAGUUGGCCGGCUCACUCAAAUCUGUCACUUACAUGGGAAGACCAUUUACACCUGAUGUUCUCAAAACAUCUCUUGGAAAAUAUGCAAGAUCCAAGAGUGCCACAGCUCAAGUUAGCUCCCCUGAUGAAAGCAUUAGGAGAAAACGACCACAAACAGCACAAAGCCUACAAAGGAAUGUCUCAUCCACAUCAGCAAUGGAAGUCAUUGAAGCAACAGAAUCAGCUGAUCUGAAAGAUUCACUUAACACAGACUUCAAUGACUUUGAAGAGUUGUCAAAAUCUAUACAGGAUGCUGAGUCAGUGAGCUCAGAACUAGAGAUGGAGUCAUCUGACAAUGAUUGGUAUGAAAAUACCAUCAGAGUUAGUAAGACUUUGAAAUCUACUCAAUUAGAUGAAACAGGAGAUAGAGAGAACAUGCUGGCUGAGGCUGCAACCAUUUUGUCAUCACUAGUUGAAGAUGAAGACAUUGAUGUACCUUAUGCAAGUUUUGGUGAUUAUUCUGAAGAGGAGGCAUGGUCAGGAGAUGAACAACAAGGGUCAAGAGAUCAGACUUAUCCCAGUGGAAUGCACAGUCAAAAUCAAAUGACAAUAGAAAACAGUCCAGUUAAUGGAAGACAGCCUGGCCUAGCUCACCCACUUUAUCCUCAAUACUUAAAUGUAAUGAAUGAAGCAGAAAAAGGUUCACUUGUAAUAAAUCAGAAUGAGCAUGAUGUUGAUCAUGCACUGUCCAGAGCCAGCUGGGGAACACCAUUUCCAUCUACUCGUGGCACAUCCCCUAUAGCAUAUGUCACUCAAAUACCUGUAGAGACAGAAAAUGAGCAAAGUACAUCUGUUUCUAUGAAUGAGUUAGACCUUCAAUUAAAAGAAAAACAAGAGAGAGAAACAAAAUUAGCUGCAAUGGAACUUUUACUAAAGCCUCCAGCCACUCUUCUAGAAGACACACCUUUGCCCCAGGCUGAGCCUAACACAGUCCCAACCAUUGGACCUGAAAGUAGUAAAGAUUUACCAGUACCAGACGAAAGUAUCACUGAGCCACUGGCACCCAAAAGAAGAGCCAAACCAGUGGAGAUAAAAACAGCAACGAUGGAAGAAGAAAAUAAUGAUGUGGAGGAAACGAAAGAGAUCCCGCAAUUUUCAGAGAGAGUGAUGAGAGAAAAGGAAGAGAAAGAGAGAAGAUCAGCUAAACUAAGAGAAGAGAAAGAGAAUGCAGAGAUUAAAAAGCAAGAGAAGGAGGAGAAAAUAAAACAGGAAAAAGAGGAAAAGAUCAAAGCUGCAGAAGAAAGACUGAGAAAAAAAGCAGAGGAAGCAGCAAGGAAAAAAGAAGAGACCAUCAAGGAAAAUGAAAACAAAAUGAAAGACCUAAAGGUUAAAGAACCAAGACAACCCAGUGAAAAAAAAACUGCUACAAAAGGAAAGGAAAACAAAUCUGACUGGAAGAGACAAAACAAACAAACAAAUACGAAUAAUGAAGUUAAGCAAGAUUCUGAACAAAAUAAAAUCAAGCCACCACCAGUUAGCCAACGCCCACCACAAAGACAAAAAAUAGUGGUUCAGAGACAGGAACCAGAAGUUCCAGAAUACCUGAAAGAAAUGUUUGCAAGGAAGAGUGCUCAGGAAACAGAAAGAGAAAUGGAAGAAGAAAUUUUAAAAAUGAAACUAGCAGUAAACAAUGUUUUAGGACCUAGUAUAACUGUAGUCAAUGAAUCAGAAGGUUUUACUGAAGAAGAUUUUAAAGCUGCCCAAGAAGCAUUGCAGGAAAAAAUUAAAAAAGCAGAGGAGGACAUUUUGGAAAAUGCAAGCCCAAGAAAUGAAACUAAAUUGGCAGCUAAAAGAAACAAACCUGAAAAGGUGGUACCUGUACCAAAAAAAGGCAAAAUGAAAGCUCUGGAUACCAAAAAAGAUUUGGCUAAAGAAAGAGAAGCUUUAAGAGAGCAACAAAGGCAAGAAAAGAUGAGAAGACUAGAAGAGGCAAAAGCAUUACAGCAAAAAAUUCACAUGAAAGAAGAAGCAAGAAAAGCAAAGGAGGCAGAAGCGAAACGAAAAGCAGAAGAAAUCAGGGAAAGAAUGGAGUCUAUUAGACAAGAGGAAGAAGAGUUGGAAAGGGCAGAACAGGAUGCAAGAGAACAAUUAGCCGCUGUGAGAAAAGCUCAAAGAGAGGAAAGAGAAGCACGCAGGAAAGCAGAGCUGGAACGUAAAAAACAAGAAGCUAUAGAAAAAAGGGAAAAGGAAAAGGCAAUGGCCUUAGCAGCCAGGUUGAAAGAACAAGAAAUGCUAGAGAGUAUAGCUGAUGCAGAGAUGGCUAGAAGAUUAAAAGAAGAGGAUGAAGCUAGGAGAGAAGAGGAGGAGAUGGAGGCUCAAGAAAGAUUAGAAGCAGAGUUUCUGAAUGCUCAAAAAGCUGCAGAGGAAGAGGAAGAAAGAUUAAGAGAAUUAGAGAGACAGGCUGAAGAGGAAGCUUUUCAUAGAAUUUUACUUGAGAAAGAAGAGGCAGAAGAAAGACGUUGGCAAUUAGAGGAACAGGCUCAUAAAAUGAAAGAAGAGGAGGAAAAAUUACAACAUGAAAUGCUAGAGGAAGAGAAGAGACUUGAAGAAGAAAGAAAAAAACAAGAGGAAGAAGAAGAAUGGAGAAGAGCUCAAGAAAAAGCCAGACUGAAAGAACUACAAAUGCUAGAAGAGCAGGCUAGGGAAAGACUACAAGCAGAAUUAGAGAAGAGAAGAACCUGGGCACUACAGCGACGAGACAAGAAUCUUGAAGUCAGGAAUUAUAUGGACAGAAUCAAACAAUCUCAAGGUAUCACUGAACCGUGGACAUUCUCUUAUUUUGUUAAGUGGCCGAAAGACAGUUACAUGAGACUAAUGGGAGCAGACCCUAAAAAAAUAAAAGGAAUGCAAAAACCUAAACCAAAACCAGCCAAGGAAAAUACUGCAGAGAAUGUAGAAAUAGUUGCAGCAUCAGCAGUUGAGUGAGAGAGCAGCUGUUUAGACUCCAGAAAUGAUCUUAGUCCCACAAUUAUUAUAUAUUUAAUAAUAAAUGCAAUGGCCUUGGAAGCAAGGCUGAAAGAACAAACAAUGUUACAAAAUAUUGCUUAAAAAAAUAAAUAAAAUUAAUACAAUUAAAUGAAACAUAUGUCAUAUGUAAAAAUCAAUACUAUUUGAUGAAAGAAACAAAAACUCUUCAAUUCUUAAGUGUAAAUUAAACCAUAUUAGUUUACAUAUUAAUGCAUUUUAUCCUUUGUGACUAAUAUUAUCUGAUUUAAAUUUUAACUUAUUCUAAGAAUUGUUUCAUUUCUGCUCAUCAGAAAUUUAAUUUUAUGAAAUACUGAGAAGUUGAAGAAUAUUUUUAACACAUCAUUUUAAAGAGAGAGCAGUCCUAGAUAUAUCCAGCCCUAAUAAAUACCUGGUAAAAUAAGAAAGUCAUUCUACCCUCAUAGACCAAUUAGGCUGAAGACAUGGGAGAGGGGUACUUUAACUAUUCUAUUGACUUUUAGAUCUUAUAGUAAAUAUUUUAUUUUCCUUUCAAAAUGUUAUCAGAUUUCAUUGUAAAAGAACUGUUCUUCAGCUUGUGUUUGGAAAUAACCAACUAAGAACACUUCAAUUCCCUCUAUUUUCUCCAACAAACUUCUGUUAAUUUUAGAAGUGCUUAAAGACUUGGUAUGUGUAAUUAACAGAUAGAGAGAAUAUAAAACUAAAUGUAUGGUUUUCUAGUUGUUUAAAAUUAUUUGACUUGAUUUCAACUAGAAAUUAACUUUACUAAUAUGUCACAUAAUACUGCCUAUAUUUUGAUUGUUGUAACUUAUACACAUUUGUUGAUUGUAAAACGGAACGAGAUAAUUGUUUCUUAAUAAAUAUUUAUUUUGGAUGAUAAAUUUUAAAGCAUUUAGCUUAAGGAACUUCAUUUUAUACUUUAUUUUGUCUUUCAAAUAAAAAAAUAUUUUUUUUAAUUGUGUACAUACAUUUGUUUAAUCUUAUUAUUGUUAUCUUAUUAUAUAUAUAGUAAAAUCAUUAUUGAUGUAAUAAAAAUACUAUAGUGAAACAUUUUUAAAAAGAUUAUAUCAACUCACUGUCUGUCUGGUAAAAAGUUUGUAUAUCUUAUUUCUCCCACACCCAAUCUCGGAUCAAGUUGAAAUUUUGCAUAGUUAUUUCUUGUAUCUGACUAAACAAAAAUCAAUUUAAAAAAAAUAACUUAUUAGUUAAUAAACUAUUGGUAAUUAAUUAUUUUGUUUGGUACAGAACAAGGAAAAGAAGUCAUACUUGACAGAUGUGGUGGUAUCAGUUGAAGACUUGAGCCCUAAGUGAACACUUUUUUUUAAUGUGCUCACAGUGACCCAGAUACUCCCUUCUUCCCCCCUUUCCCAACUGGUUUAGUAAUAGGAUCAUAGGGCAUUGAGAAAGUUAAAAGCACGAUAUUGGGCUAAACAAGAACAACUGGUAAAAAUAUUUCUAAUCGCACAGAUUUAUUUUUAGUCUAGAUCUAUUACAAUUUUAAUCACAUGACUGAUCCAAACUAAAUGAUAGAUUUACACGUAAUAUACGCUUUGUUGUUUUAAAAAGUUUUGUUUUUCUUGCUUUUAAUCUUUUAUCCUAGCUUGUAAAUUCCUUUGUGCCUUUUUCACAUUUUAUAUGCAAGUUUUUUAAAGUCACACUAUAUCAAGUUACUCUACAAAAUGUUUUUUUUUUUCUUACAAUUUUUCUUGUAAAAACUUGUAGUUUUUUGGUAAGUUUUUAUAUACAGUGAAUAAUAUUUUAUUUUUACAUCU
Molecule: messenger RNA, 5730 nt
Organism: Biomphalaria glabrata
Lineage: Eukaryota; Metazoa; Mollusca; Gastropoda; Planorbidae
Product: trichohyalin-like
Exons: 26
Coding region: 230-3940 (1236 amino acids)
Source: RefSeq, a predicted model, not a curated record